Molecule: messenger RNA, 2232 nt
Organism: Arachis ipaensis
Lineage: Eukaryota; Viridiplantae; Streptophyta; Magnoliopsida; Fabales; Fabaceae
Source: RefSeq, a predicted model, not a curated record
AUGCAAGAAAUGUUUUCAGUGUAUCUUGAAAGUCGGUCGCGAAUAUCAUUCAUCGAACUGUAUGUCGAGUUCGAGCAAUCUGCAGUGGACCGAGACAUUGAAUUGGAAGAUUACAACAGUGAUAGUGAAGAAGAGUUCGAAAGUAAUUACGAGGUUGUUGAUCCGGGUGCAGACGAAGAUCAAGCUGACGAGGCUAUGGUGGCAGAUGUGGCAGAUGUGGCAAAUGCACUAGCAAACCAGCAGCCUUUUGUGGAGCCGAGUUUCAUGCGGUCGUUGGAUUUGGAGGCUAUGCAUGCGCCGGAGUUUCCUCAAUAUGUAAAUGCAGUGAACCUAUUGGCUAAGAAAUAUAGUGUUUUCCGUCAAUCUCCUUACAGUCGACACGAGUUGCCCUACACAACGCUCUGUACAGCAGAGCUUCCGCUUAUGCCAGAUGGCGAGUUUACUGUGGGAAUGGAGUUCAGUUCUAGGGAGGCAGUAAUUAAGGCGAUGAAAGACUAUACAAUCCGCAGAGGUGUAGAUUAUCGGGUGUAUGAGUCAGAACCGACGACAUUCUAUGCUAAAUGCACCCAGUAUGGUGCAGGAUGUGAUUGGCUGAUCAGGGUGACCAAAAUGUCCAGAAAGUUCUGCUGGGAGAUAAGGAGGUACAAUGGAAGUCACACCUGUACUAGGGCCACCAUUUCUCAAGAUCAUGCGAAGCUGGAUUCCAACACAGUUGCGGAAGCAAUAAAGCCAUUGGUAGAAGUUGACCCGUCUAUAAGGGUGAAGUCAGUGAUUGCGGAAGUACAGGCAAAGUUUAACUACACCAUAAGUUAUCGCAAAGCAUGGUUGGCAAAACAGAAGGCAGUGGAGUCAAUUUUCGGUGGGUGGGAAGCUUCUUACGAAGCCUUGCCGAUAUGGUUUGAGGCUAUGUGUCACAAGGAGCCAUCCGCAGUCGUUCAUUUUGAAACGAUGCCUGCGUAUCAGGGAGAUGACUUGGUUCCUAAUAUUCGUGUACUACACCGAGUCUUCUGGAGUUAUUACCCUUGUAUUAGAGCAUUCAGACAUUGCAAGCCAAUAGUGCAGGUAGACGAAACUCAUCUGUAUGGAAAGUACAAGGGUUGUUUGUUGGUUGCAGUCUCACAGGAUGGCAACAACAACAUCGUGCCGAUUGCAUUUGCGAUAGUUGAGGGAGAGACAUCUGAGGCUUGGCACUUUUUUCUGAGUAACCUGAGACAGCAUGUCGUGACACGUGAUAGUGUCGGCCUUAUCUUCGAUCGGCACGAUUCCAUUAGAGCUGCUAUUGCUCGUAGUAAUGGAGCUUGGUCUCCUCCAAGAGCAUUCCAUAUGUUCUGUAUCAGACACAUAGAGUCCAACUUUCUCAGGAAAUUCAAGGCUCCGUAUCUGCAGAAACUAAUCGUCAACAUCGGAUACUCGCGAACAGUUCGCGAGUAUGAGACACGUUAUCAGCGUUUACGCGAGCGGGGUGAGGCUUAUACCGACUGGUUGGAUCGGAUUCCGCGUGAGCAGUAUGCGUUAGCGUUUGAUGGGGGAUAUCGAUGGGGUCACAUGACAACGAAUCUAGUGGAAUGCAUCAACUCGGUUCUGAAAGGGGCUCGCAAUCUUCCAGUCACGGCACUUGUUAAGGCAACGUUUUACAGGCUUAAUGAGUUGUUCACCCGGAAAAGAGCCGAGGCCGAGGCUCGAAUUAACGCAGGUCAUGUGUUCUCUGAGCUUGUAACCUCCAAAUUGCAUGCGAAUCAGCGGGCAGCAGGUAACAUCCAAGUUAGUUGCUUUGACCGACAGAACGAGGUAUUCGAAGUGCGUGAGUUUCCCAGUGGGGUGGAGUAUGUCGUGGAUCUCCGUCGUCAACGGUGUGACUGUGGUGAAUUUCAAGUGGACCGGGUUCCGUGUCGACAUGUGUUUGCUUGUUGUGCAAACCAACGACUGGAUUGGCAACUGUAUGUACAUGAUGUCUACAAGAUGGACCAGGUUCGACGAGUGUAUAGGGCUAGGUUUAGGCCCCUCGGGAAUCCCACAACAUGGCCUGUUUAUCAUGGACCUCGAUUCGUAGGUAAUCCAUUCCUUAGACGGGUCUCUAAAGGUCGGCCAAGGAUGACCCGUUUCUUGAAUGAGAUGGAUACUCGGAUGUUGCGUGCUCCUAGGCGAUGUAAGCAGUGCGGGGCCGAGGGCCACAGUCGUAGUAGAUGUCGUCAACGUGGUGGUGCAGGUAAUCCGGGUGCGACAACCCAAUAG